Morchella importuna is the source of this 2244-nucleotide messenger RNA. RefSeq lists its product as uncharacterized. Lineage: Eukaryota; Fungi; Ascomycota; Pezizomycetes; Pezizales; Morchellaceae. The record is from RefSeq and is a predicted model, not a curated record. Gene Ontology annotation, molecular function: DNA binding. The transcript has 6 exons. The coding region runs from base 1 to 2244 and encodes 747 amino acids. Gene Ontology annotation, biological process: DNA recombination; DNA integration.
AUGUCGCGACUCCAACAACCACACCCCGAAUUCGCCGACCAGAUGGACUUGGAUUGCGAUAUGAGAUUGGGUGAAGACGAUUGCGACAUGACAUUAGGGGAUGAAGAGAGAGAACACUUUGAUUGGGAGGGGGCGUGGGCAGAACUAGAAACUGGGUCCGGGUCGAUCACGGAAAAGUCAUUUGCGCCCAGUACACAGGAGGCGGUCAAGUCGUUCUGGGUUUGGUUUAACAAGUUUAACGAAACUGUUCUGUGUAAACGCAAUUUACGCACGGGUACGGACGCCCUGAGGCUAUUAACCACGGCAGAAAUUCAACUAUAUCUGUUAUAUCGUCUGAGAUCUUCCCGCACGAUCAAGAAGAAGGGACGUCUGCACAGAUCAACAGUAGAGGGCUUAUUUAAAACCCUGCAAAUGGUCUACUACAAAUACACCCAGGUGCAACUUCCCAGGAAGAUAAACGAUGCCAUUAAUAAGUUUAUCGAGUCGACUCUCACGGAGGAUUUCGAUCUUAUAAUGGAGCGUAAAGAGAAGCCAACUUGCUGCGUGACCGAUUUAUUUAACCUGUUAUAUUACCAUUGGUGUCGAGACGUACAGAGUACAUGUCAUGGUCGUUAUAAGAUACAGGUUGCUUUUUUAAUGCAACUUAUCGCAUACACAUCAUCGAGGCCGGGCUCUAUCAUCGAGGCUAAUGCCUAUAAGGGUCUUAGCCAGGUAUUGAAAUACAAGGAUAUGGGUCUAUCGUUAUUAAGGAACGGCGAACAUGGUGGUGUGAUUCUGGUGUUAGAAGUGACCACUACAUUUCUCAAGGGCAAGAGGAAUAAACGUGAACCAGUGACAUACGUUCUUUACGAGAGGCGAGACAACCCAAUAUUUUGUCCCAUUAUGAAUUUCCUAGCGUUGGCAUUUGCCGAUAACGCAUUUAUGGAAGGCGGAAUAAAAAAGCCAGAAGACCUAUUUGCGCUGGAAAUCCCCGACUUCAAAGAGACACUAUCAAUAAAUUGGAAAGAGGAUAUGCUCGAAACUCCGGUAUUUCGGCGACAAGAAGGGACGGAUAUAUCCCGGACUACGCCGAUGGCAUAUCGCGAUUUAAAUCACUAUGUUGGGCGAUUAGGCGUCUUAUCAGGUUAUCCACAAAGGUUGACUACUUACGUUUUGCGCAGAGGAGCUGCGAAUGCCGUGGAUUCUCCGGAGGUAUCAGAGGUCCAGAGAAAUCAGAUCAUGGGCCACUCAAGAGCCGACACCUUCCGGAAGCAUUAUUUGCAUCAAACCGUGAAAAUCGACACACAGAGCGCAUACCUGGGAACCGUCAGUCGAUCUGACCUUAUCCGGAACAUUGGCUUGAUGAGCGCCAAGAGAGACCCCCGAGCACCAGUCAAAGUUGACCGGUCUAAGAUCGACCUUGAGGCACACCCAGAAAUUGUCAAGAUGACAGCCGAUGCACAACGACUAGCAAAGAGGUUGAGAGCCAAGUCCAAGACACUCAGAGCAGCCAGCGUCCAAGAUCCAGCCGGGCACAAGGCAUAUCUUGCGUUGCAAAGGCGGCUUAACGCGCGGAAACGGACUAUAGAGCGCGCAGAGUUUGACCGGACAAGAAAAGAUUGGUUCAGCAACGUGGACCAUGAAGAAAUAAAACUGCAACUUGGUGGUGCAGAAGCAUCAAAGUUUACUGCCGAGGAGCCCAAUUUGUGUUCGUUGCGAACUGUAAUUGCCGACUACUACAAGGGUGUAGGCAACAAUAUCGCGUGGGCAGAUGCCUUACGAGCGCUCACUGGGCUAUGUCGCCAAAAGCCCCGGAUUCACGGCAACAGCGAACCAAAUCCAAACAGUCCACCGAUUCAUCACAGUGAGCCAAAUCCAAUCAACCCUCCAACCCAUGACAGCAGCGAACCAAACCCAAACAGUCCACCGAUUCACCACAGUGAGCCAGGUCCAGGCAAUUCUCCAACCCAUAGCAGCGAACCAAAUGCACGUAAUCACCGCACUCGCGGGAGGAAGAAGAGGGCGAGUGGGCCCAAACAGUGCCCUUUUUGUCUUAGCGAUAGUGAGUUACAACAAACGGAUAGAGAACACAGUUUUCACUCGGAGGGGACACUUCGAAAACAUAUCUAUUCACGUCACGACAUCCAUAUUAGCUCCAAGCAGCCUGUCAUGUGUCCUUUCGGCGCGUGCCCACAUGUAUUGGAUGAAGGCGAGCACCUAAAGAGUCACUUUUACAGCGAGCAUAAUAUCAGACUUUAUGUGUAA